Messenger RNA from Drosophila suzukii, 363 nucleotides. RefSeq lists its product as uncharacterized. Lineage: Eukaryota; Metazoa; Arthropoda; Insecta; Diptera; Drosophilidae. The record is from RefSeq and is a predicted model, not a curated record.
AUGAAAAGCACUUUGGGUCUGUCGACGGUCCUGUUUAUCGUGGUAUUCGCAUGUGGCCUACACUCCGGCAGUUCGAAUAGCAGUUCCUCGCCCAAGAUCUGCGUCCUGAACAACUGCAACUGGAACUCGUCGACCAAUGCCUGUGCUCGCUAUGGAAGCUCCAAUCUGUGCAAUCGCUUCAGGAACAGCUGCGCCAUGCGAUAUGAAUCCUGCGUAUCUUCCAGUUCCGUCAAAUAUACGGCCGUCAGUCUGUCCCAAUGCUCUGGAAUCAGCGUGGGUUCCCGAGGAACCUGCGGCGGAUCAUCGUCCUCAUCCUCUUCUUCAUCCUCAAAUGUUAUACCUAUAAUCAUACGCAGAGGUUGA